Alligator mississippiensis (American alligator) is the source of this 3974-nucleotide messenger RNA. It is a transcript of the gene ASB13, whose product is annotated as ankyrin repeat and SOCS box containing 13. Gene Ontology annotation, biological process: intracellular signal transduction; positive regulation of protein catabolic process; protein ubiquitination. The transcript has 6 exons. Gene Ontology annotation, molecular function: protein binding. The record is from RefSeq and is a predicted model, not a curated record. Lineage: Eukaryota; Metazoa; Chordata; Crocodylia; Alligatoridae. The coding region runs from base 39 to 875 and encodes 278 amino acids.
CGCGGGGGCUUCUGGGAGUUGUAGUCCCGACGGGCGCCAUGGACAGGUCGGUGCACAACAGCCCGCGGCUGGGGGACAUCGACUUCUGGGCUGACCGGACACCGGUCCACGAAGCCGCCAGGCAAGGGGAGAUCCUGCAGCUGCAGCAGCUGAUAGAAAACGGGGCCUGCGUGAACGUGGUCACCUAUGACUCCAUCACCCCCUUGCAUGAGGCAAGCCUGAGAGGGCAGACGCAGUGCGUGCAGCUCCUGCUGGCAGCCGGGGCCCAGGUGGACGCCAGGAACAUAGAUGGCAGCACCCCGCUCUGUGAUGCCUGCGCUUCCGGCAGCAUAGAGUGUGUGAAAGUGCUGCUAUCCCAUGGGGCAAAGGUGAACCCGCCCCUCUACACGGCCUCCCCUCUCCAUGAAGCCUGCCUGAAUGGCAGUUCAGAGUGCGUGAAACUCCUCAUCGACGUGGGUGCCAAUCUGGAGGCUCAUGACUGCCACUUUGGAACGCCACUGCAUGUAGCGUGUUUCCGGGAGCAUCUGGACUGUGUGAAGUUACUCCUCAAUGCAGGGGCAAAUGUGAACGCAGCCAAACUUCACGAGACAGCGCUCCACCAUGCGGCCAAGGUGAAAAAUGCAGAUCUUGUCGAGAUGCUGAUUGAAUUUGGAGGAAACAUUUAUGCCAGGGACAACCGGGGAAAGAAGCCGUCGGACUACACGUGGAGCAGCAGUCCGAGCGCAAAGUGCUUCGAAUUCUACGAAAAAACCCCCCUGAGCUUGUCCCAGCUCUGUAGAGUGGUCCUGAGGAAAGCUGCCGGCCAGCGAGGGCUACACAAGAUCGCCAAAUUAAAUAUCCCUCCACGAUUAAUCCAGUACCUCUCAUACAACUGACAGAGCAAGAAGCUGAUCACGAAGGACAGUAUUUCUGGACAUACUCAUGUGGAAGUAUCCGUCUCUUUCUCCCUUUUUCUCUUCCUAGAAAAAGCAACUUUUAAUUUAUUUUAAUUGGUGUAAAUACUAUUUAUGAGACUGCACUUUCCUCCCUGUCCUACCCCAUCAGCAAAAGUCUUGGCAAAGAUAGCAACUUAGCAAAGGAGGAGAUACAGAUUUAGUGAGCAGUACUUUAUACCGGAGAUCCCAUUUGACUGUUAUACCCUUUGGAGUCUGUUAUGUAGCGCCUUGUGUUUCUGGAGGGAUAGCUGUUAAAUGCAGAGAUGGAGAUGUUUAAUGAGCUGGGUAGCCUCAUUAGAUAAGAAUUUAAUUUUCAAGGCAGGAGUUGCCAUCCUGUGGGCUGCGAGCCACCCAUUGAGCCUGGCUGCGUGAUGCUGCACUGCCCACGUGCCUGAUCCAGAGCUCCUCCAAAACAAGGGGAGACUUCUCAUUAGCUUCACUGGCCUUGGGAUUGGGCACCACGGCUGAGGUCUUGUCUACACUAUGGAGCUCCUGCCAUCAUAGAUAUGCUGAUGGAGCCUCCUCGGGGAGAUGGAGCAUUGGCUGACGGAGAGGCCUUUUCUACUGGUGUCUCUACAGCUGCUCGCUGAAAGCCAUUAGCAGAGUUGACAAAAGGUCUCUUCUGUUGGCAGAGCCAUGUCCAUGCCAGGGGUAUAGCUGUCAUAAUGGGGGCAUGGAUCCUAGCUAUGCCAGUAAAAGCAGCAGCUGACUGCCUCACCCAGGCCUAAGGUAACUAAUGCUCCAUCUGCUUCUUGAGUAGCUGCUGCAGCCACCUCCAUCCGGUGUCAUAUUAGUUGCAGACCGUGGGUGUGCCAUCUGCUCUCAGCAGUUUUGGGGCCCCUCAUCUUGAGGAGUGAAGCUGUAUUCUCUGAGGAGUUUCUAUCAGCCCUGUGUAGCUUGACAAGAAACCUUUCCACGUGUAUGUGGAUAGGUUGCAGGGAGAAAUGGCUGCAGGGAGGAGCCCGAGGGAGGAUUUUUUUUUUCCUUUGAGGCUGCCUCUUGUUUCUGGAGCUUCGGUGGAUGCAAAUGCACUGGAGAAGCAGCAGGUUUGGAUGCCCGCUUGACAGCUGCGUGUUGUUGCUUUUGGGAUUCACGGCGUCCUUUGAGACCUAGACCUUGCAGGCAAGGUUAGAAGCCGAGCUCAAGUGUUAGGACAUGUCUGUACCAUGACAGCAAAAUGUCCUGGUGACGUCGCCCACCCGAGUCCACAGACAGACCCAACCUGGAAGCUCACCCAUGAGGUUAGGAUCACAGAAAAAGUAGGGAUGGCGUGGCCUACUGGAGAUCAUCUUGUCCAGCCUCCUGCUCAAGACAGGAUCAUCCCUAAAUAACCCAUCCUAGAGAAGGGUUAGCUGAACCUGCUCUUAAUAACUUCAGGAACUACCUGCACACACAACUACUGUCAAAAAUGCCCUUUAACUUGCUACCAUUGAAACAGGGAGGAGGGUCCUGUCAUUGUCUUGUCACUGCAAAGACAGGAAGUCAUGUAUUAAGAUAGGCCUGAAAUGCAAGAAAGACGACCAUUUGCCCCCUACGGAGGAAGGUGGAAACCCCCGGCCCAUGCUGAUCUGACCAUGGGGUAAAAUUUCUUCCUGAUCCCAAAUGUGGUGAUCAGUUAGACCUUGAGUGGAGGAGCAAGACCCUCUUGCAAGGCAUCUCUGGGUUGUUUAAGUCCCAGCAGGAGCUUUGGCACACCCCAGUCACAAUCCUCAGCCUUGGCUGUGGCCCAAACCCAGUGCAUCUGAGGAAGACGAAACAGCCCCCAGGCCCCUGUAACAGUCAGAAGGGGUAAAAAAAAAUCCUUCCUGGUCCUGAGUGGCGAUCAACAAAGCCCAGAAGCCUGUGAAAAGCAGACACCCCCAACUCUGCACUGCAACCCGGGGACCACAGGCAGCUCUGCACAUCACGCCCCUUGCCUGGAGAGCCAGAACUCCCUUCUCUUAUCAUCCCGUCCCCUCUACAAACAUCCCAGCCACUUUCAUCUUUCAUAACCAAGCUAGUUGUGGAGCCGUGCUUCAUUCUCCCCCUGCUGAACACGGUCCUCUCCUAUUCCACCUCCUCUGGCUGCAGUGCUUUUCUCGUGGCCUCCCAGGGGCUCUUCCAGCCUCAUCCCAGUGCCUGCUCUUGAGCCCUCAAUCUUGGCCGGACUUGGGAGUGGGGAUAAGCCCAAAGCAAGCUUCACUAGCAAACUCCUGGGUUUGGAGUGCCUGAGAGGACUCGUGGGUGCAGUGUGGGUUAGCCUAUCUUCCCCGAGACCUGCAGUUUGGACAGGCCAAUAUAGUCUUCCUUAGGUGUGAGAUACCAUGUGCACGAUAUUUGAAAGUACCGGGGCACUUCAUGCGUGCUGUACCAAAGAGCCCUAGUCCCGUCAGUGCUUCUGUAGCAUGUCUUAGCCUACCAAGAUGAGAACGCCUCUCUGAUAGUGCAGAAAAUAUGAAAACCAAGAUGCGAACAAGUCUUUAAUAGUGCAGAAGGUGUGAAAACCUCCAAGGACAUCUGCCUCAUUUACUUCGGUGGUUUUUGCAUCCCUCCAUGCUGGGAACUAGCCCUGGGGAAUGAAUUCGUGGUCCCUUCCCCUCACCCUGCCAACUUGAUCCUACCCUUCCCCUGCUGCACUAGGUUACAUGUUGGAAACAUGUUGUCAGAGCAGCCUGGCAUGUUAAACCAGUGUUAAGCGGGUGAGCGCCUAUUUUAAAAAUUGUGCGUUCGUUCCCUGUCUUUGCCUGAUGCAUGGUAUAACAAUGGUUAGGGGAGUUUGGGUUUCUUUAUUUUUAAUCAUCAUUGUGCUUGGAUUUCUACAUUGGAAAUAUCAGGAUCAUCAAGUAUAGUCUUCCCUGGGUUUGCUAGAGAAAUUAUAGUGUGUCUGUUGAUGGUGGACCCUACCAGCUUAACUGAGGGCAUAAGGGCAUCUAAUUAUUUUUGCAAAAGUUUAUUUUAUCCAAAAUGUGAAUUUGUCAUUGUAUUUGAACAGGUAUUAGCAAAACCCAGACUCUUUCCAGCAGCCUGAUCUUAAAAUCCUUUCCCUUCUCAACUGUUUUA